GGAUCCCAUGGAUCCAUGGAUGCAGGCUCAGGCUGUGCUGUGCUUCCCCUGCAGACUCUGCACAUCGGCAGUUCCCACCUGGCCCCCCCGAAGCCGGACAAGCAGUUCCUGAUCUCUCCCCCGGCGUCUCCGCCCGUGGAUUGGGAGCAAGUGCAGGACGCCACUCCCGUCAUCAACUACGACCUCCUGUAUGCCAUCUCCAAACUGGGGCCAGGUGACAAGUACGAGCUGCACGCCGCCACUGCCACCACUCCCAGCGUUGUCGUUCACGUGUGUGACAGCGACAGCGACCUCGCGG
Molecule: messenger RNA, 298 nt
Organism: Cyanistes caeruleus (blue tit)
Lineage: Eukaryota; Metazoa; Chordata; Aves; Passeriformes; Paridae
Source: RefSeq, a predicted model, not a curated record